Pristis pectinata (smalltooth sawfish) is the source of this 2265-nucleotide messenger RNA. Its product is annotated as transcription factor E2F5-like. The transcript is spliced from 9 exons. The record is from RefSeq and is a predicted model, not a curated record. Gene Ontology annotation, biological process: regulation of transcription by RNA polymerase II. Gene Ontology annotation, cellular component: RNA polymerase II transcription regulator complex. NCBI's taxonomy places the organism in Eukaryota, Metazoa, Chordata, Chondrichthyes, Rhinopristiformes, Pristidae. Gene Ontology annotation, molecular function: RNA polymerase II cis-regulatory region sequence-specific DNA binding; protein dimerization activity; DNA-binding transcription factor activity, RNA polymerase II-specific. Bases 147 to 1322 code for a protein of 391 amino acids.
CUGCUGCCCACACACAUUGCCCCCGCCCCGGACGGUUGCCACGGACGUCAUUUCCUGGAUUUUUAAACUGCGGACGGCGCGCCCCGCGGCUCUUGAUUGGCUGCUUCUGCCGCUGCUGUUGUAACGUCACACGGUGGUCUGCGGCGAUGGCCGAAAGUGGCGGUGAUGCGAGCCUGUGGAACGGCGGCGGCAGGGGCCCGGGCCCGGGUCCGGGUCCGGGCCGGCACCAGAAGAGCCUCGGGCUGCUCACUACGCGCUUCGUGUCGUUGCUGCAGGAGGCCAAGGACGGGGUGCUGGACCUCAAGCAGGCUGCCGAUAUACUUGCAGUAAGACAGAAAAGAAGAAUCUAUGACAUCACCAAUGUAUUAGAAGGAAUUGGCUUAAUUGAGAAGAAAUCAAAAAACAGCAUCCAGUGGAAGGGUGUUGGUCCUGGUUGCAAUACUAAGGAAAUCAUUGAUCGAUUGAGAUACCUAAAGGCAGAAAUUGAAGAACUGGAAACAAAGGAAAAAGAACUAGAUCAACAGAAAAUGUGGCUACAGCAGAGUAUUGAAAACAUAACGGACAGUACACAUAAUAAUAGAUUGGCAUAUACAACUCACGAAGAUGUCUGCAAUUGCUUUCAAGGUGAUACACUUCUCGCCAUCCAGGCCCCUUCUGGUACACAACUGGAAGUUCCAACUCCUGAACUGGGACCAAAUGGACAAAAAAAAUACCAGAUUAAUUUGAAGAGUCAAUCGGGACCCAUUCAUGUUCUUCUCAUUAAUAAAGAAUCUAAGUGCUCGAAGCCUGUUGUAUUUCCAGUUCCUCCACCAGAUGACCUAAUGCAACCACAACAAGGUCUUGGAAUGCCAUCAACCCCUCAAAAAUUCCCUUUGACUCCACACUCAAACCGAGUUGCCUCAUUAAAGGAAUCGUACGUUGCUCAGGUUCCAUUAUCCAGGCCGUCUUCUGAUUGUGGUAUCCAGUUACCUAGUAUUGCACCAGAAGCCCCAUACUCCAAUGUGGCAGAUGCACCAGAAGUUUAUAGAGGGAUGACAACCGAAUCACUACAGAACAUGCGUGAGCAAAAUGGAUUGCAGUCACUGCUUCCAGUAGAUGUUAGUAGCAUUCUCAAACAUCCAUCAACAUCAUAUGAGCAGAUAAAGACAGAAGAGUCAAGUGCUACUCUUGAUGGGGAUAUAAUGGACGAAUUUAUAUCAUCAGAUGUGUUUCCUCUUCUUCGACUUUCUCCUCCACCAGUUGAUGAAUACAGUUUCAACCUGGAUGAAAAUGAAGGUGUCUGUGAUCUUUUUGAUGUACAGAUCUUGAAUUGUAGAUUUUAACCAAUGCAACACACAUUCUGAGAUGUCAAAUCUACCUCUGGACCACCAGUCAGCCUUCAGAAACUACAUUAUUCCAAUUUGUGAAGUUCUGUACUGCAUUUUCAAGACUAAAGUUUAAGGUUCCUGAACUUGUGUCCUUUUAUAUGUUUAAGUCUUACAUGGACAUUUUUAUACAAUGGUUCAGUUUGUUUUAUAACACUGCCACAUGGCACACAAUAGAAUUGAAUGUGAUACUGCCAAGGAAUAAUCUCCUUAAUGUUAUUACAGAAGUAUUUGCUUCACAAAUGACUUUUCUACUACCUUUAUAAAUAGGGUGGCAGAAAAAAAAAAUUUUAUACACUGCACACUUUUUAAGUGCCUUUUGAUUCUUGCACUUUAGGAGAGAUUUUUGUCUUGUAAUAUAAUGGACAGGGAAACCUGCCUCAUCUUAGAACUGAUUUAAGUAGUCUCCUAAUGUGUUUUUCUUUAAGAGCAUUAGACCAAUUUCACUGUACUUCUAUUAAUCCAGCACAUUUUCAGAUCCGAAGAGAAGUAUGUUUUAAAGGAGGAUAUUUAAAAGCUGAAUGUGCCCAAAAGACCUAACAUUAACCAUCUGGAAUGUUUUUCAUUCCUACAGCAUAUACUAAAAUGUACUGGUGAGUAGGAUUCACAUCAAUAUGAUUAAUCAAUGAUUGGAUUAUAACAAAUAUGGAGUAAAUAGAUUGUGUUUUGGUAGCUUAUUCUUAAUUAUGCAAAUAACUGUAAAUUUGCCCUAUCUCCUCCAGCUUUCAGUUGGAUUUGUGAAAUAACUUUGACAACUAGUUAGUCUAAGUGAUUGUUUGGGCUUAGCUACAUCUCGCAAAAUGUUUACAUUUGCAUUUAAUACAUGGAUAAAGUUAUCCAUUGGAGUGCCUGUAGUGUAGAAUUACAAGCAAGAAAGUUCUUUGUACUAUUCAGUUUUUAU